CCCAGCUUCCAGCUCAAGUCUUCACGCCUAGAAGCAUUCCUCGCGCUCGUAAACUGGAGAUGAACCCUUAGCAGCUAUCAGCCACGGCUUAGUACGAUUCAGGUGACCUUUUGGAAUCGUUGGCGAGCCGUCGAACGCGUCGGGAACCGUUGUUGUCAUCUCCGUCAGAACCUCAUCACAGCUUCCAGCAAAGCCACGCAUGAUGGCAACAACACGGAUGAAGAUUCCUGUAGGCAGCGCGCCAUGGCUCAUACAAGAGAGGCGACAAGCCAACGAGCUUGUCGAGAUGGAGGCGGAAGAAUUUAGCUAUUCAGUACGAAACGAGAUGGAGUGGCUGAACGAACACAUGUCGGACAUCUUUUCGGCAAGCAAUCUGAACGUGACAGAUAUCUUCAAAACGCCUGGGAAGUUGCGCGGCAAGACUCCACGGACUGCACGAAAGCGGAAUGCACAGGGUGAACGCGCCCCAUUGACUGACAUCUUUGCACCAAACGCGCAAACCUCAACAAGCCCAACCAAAACUCAGUUUUACAAACAGGUCGCACAAAUUCAGCAACAGCAGGAUGAAAACCACGUCGAGAAACACCCACUGUCUGCCCCAUCACCUCCAAAGCAGCCUCUGUUGCGAAACAAGGAGAACUGGGAUUCCGGCUAUCAUGGCAUUACAGAUGAUGAAAUGGAAGUGGAUCGCUUACAGUCACCAACACACGGUGCGCAAAGCCCAAAGAAAGCAACACCGCAGGUUCCCGUCGAACCAGAACGACCUGGUUCUUCAAUCGGUGAACGAAGGACUACAGAGGAGACAUUUGUCUCGGCACGCGAAGAUGCGAGCGGAACGGGCUCGAAAGAAAAUUUGCGUGAUGAUGACGGCUCCACCGUAGCUGAUGAAGUACCAGAGCCUGUAGAGGAGCUUAAGCCAGACACAGCUAUCCAGCCAGUUGUGGAUAUAAUCUCAGCAACUCAACAGACAGCCGACGACAGUGCCGAGAACAUGGAUGUUGACGAAGUUCGUUCGCCAUCAGAUGCGUCAAGCCCCAUCAAACCGCUUUUACGGAAGAGUAGUUUCACCUUCUCAUCUCUUCCGUCACGAGAACCGUUGGCGCAAAAGAAGAGUAUAGGGGCGCGUUCCUCAGUCCUAAACCAGGCACGUUCGAGUUUUCUGGGUCGUUUUACAGGUGGCAAGAGCUUAGGCGGUCUUCAGCAAGCGUCACACGCGCAUGACGAUGCAGAUACUAUGGACAUAGACGCUCUCCCAAAACCGCCUCUUGGGCGUGAAGACUCAGAGACUACCAAAAACCAUAAUCACUCCACAACUCAGGAGCUGCGAAAUCGCAUCAAUAUGUUGGGGCAGUCACGAGAUAUGCGCACGUCCAAGUCAAUACCUAACCUUAAUGCGUCUACAACGCAGCCACUCUACCCCCAAUUGGAAAGGGUUCAAAUUGAUAAAUUUGAAGGGAACGAAAAUGCUAGGCCGACUACGGCGCCUGCUCCUACCUCGCGGCUCGAAGUCGCUUCCUCUUCUGCAGCAGCAGCAGAAGAUGAUGAAGAUGAUUGGAUUGCACCCAUACAGUCUGUGACGCAGAAGGAUGCUCUGCGACCUGAUCUUUCUAGAACUCAAACUGCUGAGUCAGUAGAACGUACAAACAGUGCAAAUGAUGUUUUGUUGGCGCAACCAGACUCACCAAAGAGGAAGAUGUCACCUACGCGACCGAAAUUGCCGUUUGGACACAAGAAGGCCGCUUCCUCCUCAAUCAUUGAAUCACCUACCAAGGCGAUUAUGGCUCCUUCGGCUGAACACCAAAAAGCGAUCUCAGUCUCAAACCCAAAUGUGCCAUCGGCUAAUAAUUCAACCACCCCCAUCGGUUCUCCGAAGAGAGGAAACUUCGAUGGUGCUGUCAGUGCGACGAAAGCAAAGCUCUACUCGGCCUUUCGCUCUGCGAAAGGCAUCUUUGCCAGCAGUGCAGGAGUCAGUGCUCAGGCAAAGAUGGAGGCCCUUUCCCCAGCCCCAAAAGCGAGACAUGCGCCUACAGAAGAACACGUGUUUGACAAUGACGUGGCGUACCCAAGUCUUCCGCAAAGCCGUGUUAUUUCCGCCGAAAGUGUUGUCAGCGCAGCGACAGCAUCAACUGAGGGUAGGCGGACGCGUAGCUCCUCCGAGAAGGAGCAGAAGCGAAAGGAUAAUGAAGCCAAGCAGAUCCAGAAGAUGGAGGAUGAACUUCAGAAGAUACGCGAGAAGGAACGCCAGAAAGCGGCCGCUCAUGCAAACAAACUGCAGUCUCCUUCCAAAGAAACAAUUGCAUCGCAACCACGAGCACCUCCUAGUCGCGCUGAAUCGGAGCGAAGCAAAGCCACUACGGAAGCUGACUCUGGGGAUGAAAUGCCUCCCCCACCACCACCUAAGAGCAUGCUUCCAACGGGUCAGCCCCAGCGCCUGCGUGAUCCUCGUCGCAUCGCGAAGCCCACAAAAGAGGCUGCUACCAAGGUAAAACCAGCCCCGGUCACGAUUCGCAUGCAUGUACCCUCUCAGCUCGGCCACCGACCAGUUCCUGGACCAUCAACGGCUGCACUUUCCCAGUCUCUCCACGAGUCUUUGCCACCACCACCACCGCCCAAGCCCGCCAUUACUUCCAAGGCUUCGACCACAUCUUUGCAUUCGUCGACAUCAACCGGCAACCUGCGUACAGGAAACCCUAGUGCGGCUGCUAAGAAGGCGCUGGACGCUGCAGCUAAGAAGAAGGAAGCCGAUGCUAAGGCAGCGCAGCGUAAGGCAGAUCGACAACGCGAAAUUGAGCAGCGACGACAGGCAAAACAGGAUGAAGAACGUCGUAAACUUGAGCAAGAAAGGCAAAAACAAGAAGAAGAGAGACGGCGAGUUGAAGAAGAGCGUCGUGCAGAGCAACGUCGUCGACAGGCUGAGUUACAGAAACGAGAAGAGGCCAAGCGAGCAGCUGCAGAACGUCAGGCUGCAGAACAGAAACGGCUUGAACAAGAGCGUCUUGAACAACAGAGAAUUGAACAGCAACGCCUCGAGCAACAACGCCUUGAACAGCAACGCCGUGAGCAACAACGCGCUCAGCAAGAAGGCUUUGCUUAUGCUCUGAAGCAGGAGAAGGCACAAAACGCUCCUCAGCCUCGAGCAGACAUGAGUGGCGCACGUCCUAUAUCACGUAUGAUGCACCACGACGGCCGUCCACCUGUGCAGGUCAACCCUGUCAAGCCUAAGCGGGCUCUCGCUGAAGAGGAUGAACAGCACCAACGUCCAGCCAUUCAAAGAAAUCCAGCUUCAUAUCAGCAACAUGACGCAAAGCGGAGAAAGACCAUUGACGACGAGGAGGAGCCUACUGAGCCUCGCCGCUCAGUCAUGGCUGGUCCGCCUGUACGUCAAUCAAACAUGGGCAAGGUCAACAAAUUCCCUCACGGCUAUGGAGCUGCCCCUGCUCCUGCUCAACAUGCGCCAUCAAUGUUCAUUAAGACUGUCACCGGACAGCAUCAGAUUAUGCAUGGUAAACCGAACGACAUGUCCAAGUUUGCAAAUGUCCGUCCUCCCUUCGCGGAUUCCAGUCAAGUUGCAACAGCUAGCACAACCAACAUGCACAAGACACCUGGACGGCCCAUUUCCACCGCGCAUGGCAUGAAAUCCAAUCCUGUGUCAGCAGCUAAGUCGUCGCCUCACUACCCGAAUCCUGAAUCCAUCCAUCUACCAGAAAUUGCCACGGACUCCGAAGACGAGGACUCAGAAAACGAAUUCCAAGCGCCUUCUUGGACCGAGUCUCCAGCACUGAGACAAUUGUUGACGGAGCAACAGCUUGUGGAUCCACAAUCUGUUUUCGGUCCUAUAGCUCCGUUGAGAAUGGAAGAAGUGUUCAGGAAUAAGGAACGUCAGAAGAAGUUUAGGGAACGAACGAGUAGUGCAAAUUGGAGCGGGGCCGAUCGGCUAACAGAGGAGGAGAGGCAGAGAGAUCGAGAGGCAAGGGAAAGGCUGAUGAGAGAUGGAGGAUGGAGCUUUAUCCCAGGACAGUAGAAUUCUAUAACUGACCUGGUGCUCAUGAGAUGAUUGAGAGAUGUUAUGAUGACUAUUGUUUAUUGAUAUGCAGAUUUGGCGUUCACUAGGUUUUGGGCCUUGAAAGGGGGAACCUUGUGACUGUGAUAUUUUCUGCAUCGUACAUGGAUUCAAGUUUUGAAUAGUCAAUAACAGCACGUACGAUGCUGCAAAUUUACUGCCUCCUUUGACUGUUUAGUUUUUUGGUCAUGAAGUUAGUUAUGGCCAAAGUAGAAUUCUUGACCGCAUGGCACGCAAGAUUUUUGUAAAGACAACCGAGAAUACAUGAUAUUAUCG
Messenger RNA from Verruconis gallopava, 4336 nucleotides. RefSeq lists its product as uncharacterized. The transcript has 3 exons. The record is from RefSeq and is a predicted model, not a curated record. The coding region runs from base 200 to 4021 and encodes 1273 amino acids. NCBI's taxonomy places the organism in Eukaryota, Fungi, Ascomycota, Dothideomycetes, Venturiales, Sympoventuriaceae.